AAAAGUUAUAUAGUCAUAGACUUAAGCGUUUGUAUGACGGUAUAAUUAAUCUUGUGACAACAAAAUUUUAAUUUUGUUACAAAUAAUUUCAGUUGAAAUCCUAAUUUGCGAUUUGCGUGUUUUGUAAAUUACUUUAGUAUAGACAUAUACAUGAGUAUGUAUAUAAUACAUGAAUUAAUGCAGCCAACGUACACAUUUUAAUCGUAGUUGUUCCAGAAAUUUACUUGAAAUUCAAGAUCUUAAUACUCUAAAUUUAAUAUACGAUACACAACUGUUCAAGACGUGCUAAUUCAAGAUCUUAAUACUCUAAAUUUAAUAUACGAUACACAAGUGUUCAAGAAACGUUUUAUUAUUAAAAUGAGUUAACUGAAGUGAGGUUAGGACGAAAAAUGCGGAAAGCAAUGAGAAAGAAGGCAUUCAGCGGUAAAGCGAAGAAACAGCAGCUGCAAGCUAAGAAACAAAGACAAAAUUCAGCUUUAUUUGGUGAAAAUUACAAUGAAGAUAAAGAUUGUAGUAGUUUCGGGUAUAAUGCUGUACAAAAGCGAAAAAAUUAUGAUUCCUCCAGAAAUAGAUAUUCAUUACAAUUCUUCCAAGAGAGUAAGGAAGAAUUACUGAAACGAAAGGAACAAGCUAGAAAUACCAUUGAACCUUUAUCUCUCAGGGAUCAGGAAGUUUCAAGUAAUUAUUUUCCACUUGAAAUUGACAUGCCGAAGAGACCACCAUGGGAGUUCAACAUGUCGAAAGAACAGUUAGAAUUGAGAGAACAGAAAUAUUUUACUGAAUAUCUAAGAAACAUGGAAAAAUUAAGUUCUGUCAGUUAUUUUGAAUUAAAUUUAGAAACUUGGAGACAAUUAUGGAGAGUUCUUGAAAUGUCUGAUAUUUUAUUAAUCAUUGUUGAUAUUAGAUAUACUGUUUUAAUGUUCCCUCCAUAUUUAUAUAAAUAUAUAACAAAUGAAUUAAAAAAGGAUAUGAUUUUAGUAUUAAAUAAAGUUGAUUUAGUUCCUCCAAGCUUAGUAAUAGCAUGGAAGGAAUAUUUUCAUAUUAUGUAUCCAAAGUUACAUAUUUUGAUGUUCACGUCAUAUCCUACUUAUAAUUUACGUGGAAAUGUCAGUGAAACAGAGGCAAUAAAGCAAAGACGUAGGAAGGGAAAACUUAAAAUGGCUGCAGAAGGAGCUCAGAAACUGUUGGAUGCUUGUAAAGAAAUUGUUGGAAAUAAUGUUGAUUUAAGUUCUUGGCAAAAUAAAAUUCAAGAAGAAAUGCAAAUGGAAUUUGAUUUAGACGACAUUGAUCAUAAAAGUAACAUUACUAUAGAGAAAGAAGACACAAGUUAUUUCAAGCAUGAAAGCUAUAAAAAUGGAGUUUUAACUAUUGGAUGUAUUGGAACUCCGAAUGUUGGUAAAUCAUCUUUAAUGAAUGCAUUAAUGGGGAAAAAAGUUGUUAGCGUGUCACGUACACCAGGACAUACUAAACAUUUUCAGACUAUAUAUCUUACAAAAACAGUUUGCCUCUGUGAUUGUCCAGGAUUGGUGUUUCCAUCUAUGGUGCCUAAACAACUACAAAUUUUAAUGGGAUCUUUUCCGAUAGCCCAAGUCAGAGAACCAUAUACGUCAAUUAAAUUUCUAGCUGAAAGAGUAGAUUUGCCAAAGAUACUUAAAUUACAACAUCCAGAUAAUGAUGAUACAUGGUCCGCUAUCGAUAUUUGCGAUAGUUGGGCUUCUAAGCGAAAUUUUGUUACUGCACGAACCGCUAGACUUGAUUCUUACAGAGCAGCUAAUUCAUUAUUAAGAAUGGCGCUUGAAGGGAAAAUUUGUAUGUACAUAUAUCCUCCGGAUUGGACUAUCAAUAAAGAAAAGUGGGAGAAUCAUUCAGAAAUUGAAUUAGUUAGAUGGAUUCAAGCUAGAAAUAAAGAUGAAGAUGUUAACAGUGCGGAAAAAAUAUACACCUCGUCCGAAGAUGAAAAUGAUGAAGAGGAAAGCUUAGAAACCCAAAAGCAUCAAAAGAAAAUAUCAAAAAUGACAUCCGAUAGUUCCGAUGAUUCUAGUGAAAUAACAAGCGAAGAAUCAGAAAUAUCAUAUGCAGCCAACAAAUUUGAAGCAUUAUCAACAGAUAUGUAAAAAGUUCGACUUUUAGUUAGUUUUUAAUAAUCUUUUAUUCAUUUUUUGAUACACAUCAUACAUCUAUCUUGAAUUAUCUAUUUACAACGAAAUAGAAUACAAUAUUUCUAACGAAAUAUUUGACAAGUAAAAAUAGUAUAUGCUAUAUAUAUAUGCAGUGCGUUCGCGAUAUUAUUGAUCAAUGUUUUUCUCAUUAAUGAUAAACUUUUGAAAGAAGUAAAAGAG
Molecule: messenger RNA, 2339 nt
Organism: Frieseomelitta varia
Lineage: Eukaryota; Metazoa; Arthropoda; Insecta; Hymenoptera; Apidae
Gene: Ns4
Product: guanine nucleotide-binding protein-like 1
Exons: 5
Coding region: 390-2114 (574 amino acids)
Molecular function (GO): GTPase activity; GTP binding
Source: RefSeq, a predicted model, not a curated record